AUCCAAAAUGGAACACAGAGGUAAUUAUUUUAACAGGACACAGGCCUUCCACUUAUUUAAAUAAUGUUUAAGGCCAGAUCUUAGGUUAGGCUUAUAUAUGUCUGGGCGGUGAUCUAAACCAAAACAUUUCUACUUUUAGUUUUAGGGUCAAUACUUGACUUUUCUCUUUUUUGUCCAUUACAAAACAGAGGUGCCAAGGUUGAUUAAAUACUACACCAUCACCACUGGCAAUACUAUGGGUUCUCAUACCCAAUUUAUGAGACAUCUUGGAGGAGGCUUCACUGAAGUGAUGUCACCAGAGCAGAGUGAUGUCAUCAUGGCUUUCUGUCCCAUUGUCUCUCGUGCUGGUACUGAUAUUGAGGCAGCACUGCAGCAGAUUCCUGGUAGCCAACCCCCAAAGUAUCCUCAAACUAUAUUACUGUCUCUUCUAUAUAUUAUAUCUCCACAUCAGUGUUGAUCUAGAUAGAACAUGUAUCAAGAGGCUAAUGACAUUAAUAAAUGCUGUGUUUGUCCCUCAUUCCUUUGACAGAUGAUAAACAUGUCAUUCUGGUAGUCCUGCAUCACUUUUUUAAUCCGGAGUGCACUGUACCUGACAGCAGCAGACUAGUGACCAGAGGUGAUAUAAAACUCACAGUGGACUGUCUCUUCCAUGAGAGUCAGGGAGGACUACUGAACUGUCCUCGCAACAAAGCAGCAAUUGGUAACAUUCUGAUCCAGCUGAACAUGAAGCCAAAGGUAGUUCACCCAUGUUGUAUGUGUAUAUUCGUCAUUCAUUCAUGAUCAUUCAUGAAUUGGACACACAAACCAAACACAUUUGGUUAGCAAAAUGAGUUCAUGCAAAAGCAGAUAUUUUAAUUUAAGGGUCCAAGAGUGUAAAUAAUGUUUUUUUUCAUUUAAAUAUUAGUAUUUGUUAUUUGUAAUCAAAGUAUAUAGAACUAGUUUAUUUAGUGUAUUGAAAUACUGUAUUCAUAGGUGACAGAUGUCGUCAUGGACAUCCCUGAUCACAGGAACAGGCCAGUAUGUAUAUUUUCAUUUUAGGAGUUGCCACUUAACUCAACAGCUGACAAAAUACCCAACAAUUGUAUACCACUAUAUGAUGUCAUAUAGAGCUUUUAUACAAAGUUUAUAUACAUUUUGUAUGUAAUUUGCAAUCUUUCUCUCUGCUGCAGCGCACAUUUCUUGUAGGUAAGUACCAGCUAUAAAUCAUACAUUAAUAUGAUAUGUAUGUACAAUAUCUACAUUCACAGCAGUGUUUGACUACAGUUGCAAAACCACAUCCACCACUUUCUGAUUUCAAAAACUAUUAUGAAGGAAGUGCCUCCUGUCUCGUUUCAAAGAGAUAGCUCAUCUUGAUAACUGGAUUGCCUCAUUUCCAAAUAAGCAUAAUGGAUUACAGUGUAUUUUUCCCCUUGAACUACUUUUGAUGUAAUGCAAUUAAAAAGAUAAAGCAUUCUAUCUAGAUAGUGUGAAUUAUUUCUACAUUUGCUUCAUAUUGUCUGUAUCUCUAUAGGGAUGUCAGGGAUGGUGAGAUUCUUCAUAUUUGUGUAUGGCAAUACCUUGGGUGCUUAUGUGGAUUUGACAAGACAUCUCGUCAUCAGAGGAGGCUGUACUGAAGUGAUGUCACUAGAAGAGAGUGAUGUCGUCAUGGCUUUUUGUCCCAUCGUCUCUCGUGCUGGUACUGAUAUUGAGGCAGCACUGCAGCAGAUUCCUGGUAAUUUAGUCAGGGCAGAAUCAAUCCCUCCAAAAUGAAUGGGAAAAUAGGCAAACAAAAUAAAAUGGUAAUGAGAUGAUGUGUAUUUUGUUUUCUUUUUGACAGUUGGUAAACCUGUCAUUCUGGUAGUGCUGCAUCACACCUUCAAUCGAGACUACACCGUACCUGACAGCAGCAGACUAGUGACCAGAGGUGAUGUAAUACUCACAGUGGACUGUCUCUUCCAUGAGAGCCAGGGACUACUGGAGUGUCAUCGCAAUGAAGAAGCAGUCAAAGAGAUACUGAGGAAGCUUAAUAUACAUCCUGAGGUAUUUACUCAUCACCACCAUUUUGAAUUUCACUCUGUUAAUGAUGUACUGUGAGAGAUAAAGAUAACGUUUUAAUCUUUCUUUCUUUUACAGACUGAAUCUGGAUCUCGCUGUAUGGGCCCG
Coregonus sp. 'balchen' is the source of this 2142-nucleotide messenger RNA. The record is from the annotation of a GenBank genome assembly. Lineage: Eukaryota; Metazoa; Chordata; Actinopteri; Salmoniformes; Salmonidae.